Oenanthe melanoleuca is the source of this 3048-nucleotide messenger RNA. It is a transcript of the gene MEIOC, whose product is annotated as meiosis specific with coiled-coil domain. Gene Ontology annotation, biological process: male meiosis I; mRNA stabilization; female meiosis I. Gene Ontology annotation, cellular component: nucleus; cytoplasm. The record is from RefSeq and is a predicted model, not a curated record. NCBI's taxonomy places the organism in Eukaryota, Metazoa, Chordata, Aves, Passeriformes, Muscicapidae.
AUGGAGGUGAGGGACGGGGGCGAGACGGGCACCGACAUAGGGACAGGGGUUGGCUAUGCUCCUCCGCCCUUCACACGCCUGGCGGGCCGCCGCGGCUCUCUUGGGCUUGGCCCCGUCGGCGCUGACGAGGCGACAAGGCCCGACCAGCUUUACGCCUGCCCUCGGCAGGUGUUCGAGCCCCGCUACCCCCUCCGGGCCCCAGCGCCCUCCCGUCCCAACGUGGCGUUCCGAGGCGGCGGCCGCUGCUGGGGCAGUGCGGAAGCGGGCGGGAGGCCCACGGACGUGUUCAGCGCCGCCCUGCCGGGCUCUGCCUCGCUCUAUGGCUGCUACAAAUCACAGAAUGAAGAAAAUGUGGAGUUACCUCAGGCCUACAGUUCUUCCCUUCCGACAUCAGAGUACUCUGCACCCAUGGACCCUUCCCUUUUGUACCCCCCUUGGUCUACAUGUACAGAUGACACCAAGCAGCCUGCUGCUCCUCAGAUUAACCUGAAGUCCAGGAUUCAGCCUGAAAGGAAUGAUUAUGGCAGUGAAACUGAUUUGUAUGGACUCGUGUCAAACAUCUUGGAAGAACAAGACAAACCACAGCCGUGCUUUGCUGAGGGGAGUUGCCCUCCCACCCUGAAGUCAGUGUGGCCAGUGAACACGACCAGAAUGGAGCACCAUGACCUGUUGCCAGAGGCCAGGAGGGCAGUUGUUGGAACAGUGCCCCAGCAGGGUUUCUAUGGCAGUGAGCCCAUCCCUGCUGCUGAGAAGCAGUUCCUGCAGAGCCCCACUCUGGUGGCACAGCAGAAAGCAGAUGAUUGUUACCGUGGUUUUGCUGGUGUGGACCUGGAAGAGCAGAGCUUGUACUCCAGGAGUGAUCGUACCAAUGGCUGCAACUUGCAGGCUAGUGAGGGUAUGAAGACAACAUCUGUGUAUCAGAACUACCCCUACCUGAAAAACACCUUUGCAGCCCAGGCUGGGUACUCAGAAGCAAUGAAAGACUCAGGAGCUGAUGCGUAUCCUUAUGGAAGGGAGAAGGUGUGUCCCAAAGGAGCAGAUGCACAGGUGCACCUAAAGCAGGCAGAAACAUUCCUUCCACAGUGUCACAGAUACAAUGAGAACACAGAUUAUACCAGAUACACUGAAUAUUCUCAUGUUGGUAAAGCAAAGCCCAACAAGGGCACCAAUUGUAACCUCCAAGAAAAUAGAAAGCUGGUAAAUGGAACCCCUGAGGCACCACCUCUGGAUGCAGAGCCCUAUGCUAAAUUAUUUCAAGUUAAAUCAGGAAAUCAGAAAAAAUUUGAAGAUACAAUUUCAGAUCAGCACGACUUUACAUUUCCCAAGCCUGUAGGACUUGUAUCAGAAAAGCAAUUUGCAAGUGAAUCUUCCUUCAGCACUGAUUUUGGGCAAAAAUUUGAAUAUGGACCUUUUGCAGCUUGUCCAGGGAAUAAUGGUGUGGAAAAGCAGCAGUUUUCCAAGGCCAAUCUUCAGAAUCCUGAAUUCUAUAAAUCACUCCCACUGUUGCCCAGUGCAGCAGUCCCCUCAGCAGGCUCUAGUGCCAGGCCAGGGUGGAUGAACAUCCAAACCAAAGCCACGGCUUCCAGCCCCUUCCAGAAUCCAAGUCCUUUGUUGAAACUGAAUAAUCAGUCACCUGCAUUUCCAAAAAGCUCUCGUCAUUCUAAUGAAGUUUUUCAGUUGCCAUCUUCAAAUUUGCCUUUGAAUAGUAAUUUACUUCACAAGUACUGUCAAGACAACCCAUUCCUGUCCAGCCCUGACUUCGGCUACAGCACUGCAGAGCGAGCUCGGGCGGCUGCGUGCAUGGAAGCCCUAGUUAGGGGUGGGGAAGAGAACCUCAUUGAGUACCUCAGUGAGAAGAAGUUGAAGCAGCCAAAUGGGAUCUGUGACAGUUACUUGGCUCAGCAGUUGGGGAUCAUUGACAAUCUGAACAAGCAGCGUUUCCAGCUGAAGCCACAGAGCGAGCACUGUGAUCUGGAAGGGCAGAACCAGGCGGAUGGGGUGUUUCAGGACAUGUACCAGGAGUUGCUGGAGUCUCAGGGGCAGCUGCAUCUUGGGGCAGGGAAUGGGGACUCCGGUGCCAUCGGUGCUGGGAGCUGCCUGCAGGCCCCAGGCAUUCCCAACUGCAUGGUGGGUGACUUUAGGCGGAGCCGGCAGCUGGGCCCCAGCACCUUCCCCAUGAGGUCUGCUCACCUCUUGGGCCGCUCCGUGGUGCCUCUGGUGGAGCCUCACACCUUGUUCUCCCAGGAUGACCUCAAACGCCUCUACCCCUGCUUUACAGACAAGAUGUACAGUGACAGUGCCCUCUCUGGGUUCGUGUCAGCAUUUGGAUUUCAAAAGCAAGUGAAGAGUCGCAGCGGGCCUGCCAGUGAGCUGCAUGUGAGACUGGAGGAAUGUUAUGAGCAGUGGAGAGCUUUGGAGAAAGAAAGAAAGAAGGCUGAAUCAGCUCUUGCUAAGAAUUUCCAAGGGAAGAAGGUUUCCAGUACUAACAACAUUCCAAUUCCAAGGCUGACAUCAAAUCCAUCAAGGGUUGAUCGCUUAAUUGUGGAUCAGCUACGGGAACAAGCCAGAGUGGUGACCCUGCUGGGGAAGAUGGAGCGGCUGCGCAGCUCCCCGCUCCACGCCAACAUCUCCACUGCCCUGGACAAGCAGCUGGAGUCCAUCCACGUGGUGCAGGCUCGCAGGAAGGACGAGAUUGUCAACACUUCCAGCCGCCAGCGGCACGGCCCGCCCAGGUGCCAGGACGAGAGAGUGGUGCUCGCCCUGGCCGCCGCGCUGCGGGCGCUGUGCCUGGCCACGCGCAAGGUCCGCACCGUGCUCUGGUGCGCCUUCCAGAUGACGCUGCCCAAGCCCUCCGCUGGCAAACGGGCUCGGGAGAGACUUCCCCAGGAUGGGGCGGCGCCCGAAGAGAAACGAGCCGAGACGCCCCCGGCUGCGGCUGCGGCCCCGGCCCCGCGGGGGCCCAGGGAAGGGGGGGCAGAGGGAGCCCCGGGGCCGUGCACGGACCUGCUCCACAGUGCGUAUGACAGAGGAGACGCGAAUUCCUCGUAA